Molecule: messenger RNA, 1110 nt
Organism: Triticum aestivum (bread wheat)
Lineage: Eukaryota; Viridiplantae; Streptophyta; Magnoliopsida; Poales; Poaceae
Exons: 4
Coding region: 1-894 (297 amino acids)
Source: RefSeq, a predicted model, not a curated record
AUGGUUCUUCAGGCGAUCGGAUCAGUUCUUUUGGCUCAUGAAAAUUUUGCUUCGAACAGCACACCACUAAUGGAGAAGCUCAAAGCCCCUCGGUUCACAGGAAAUCAACCCGCCGUCCCUGUUUUAGUGGCACCCAGAAAAAACGUUUCACGUUUACAAAAACAACCCUAUAAGAAUUUCAAUUCAGUCCGCAGUCCUUUCCUUCCUCUUAUCCACUAUGCGCCGGCGACUACGCCCAUUCGGUCGUGCGCUGGCGCCCGAUCCCCGUCGCCGGCGACCACAAGCAACGACUGUUGCACCUCUCCGCGCGCCACCCCGAGGCGCCGCGCCGCCAUCCUCCGCAACCCCGACCUUCUCCUCGACCUCGCCUCUCCGUGCGAACAAACGGCGUCGCCGCCGGCGGCCACGACCACCGUGCUUGAACUGACGGGCGCCGACGGCACGGGGCUCAUCUUCGAGGUGUUCGCCAUGCUGGCCGACAUAUUCUCCGGCGGGGUCUCUCCAUGGCGACGGCGGCGCUGCACCUGUGAGAAAGACAGAGGUAAGGAAAGAUAUAAAGGAGGAGAGGUAGGGAGAAGGAGAGGGCGCGAGGAACGGCAGGGAGGUCCCGUCUCCCGCGUGGGGUGGGGGGGGGCGAGGUGCACGGCGGCUGCACUGCGUGCGGCCAGAGAGAGAGCCGGGAGGAAUAAGCGAAGGAAGAGGUGGCGGGAUCCUGCGGGGCUGGAUUGGAGCCCCGGUGGUGCUACUGCUGCCGUUGGACGCCGGCCGAAGGGACAAGUCCCUAGAGAAGGACGGGGUUCAAGUUGUUGGGCCGGUGGCAGGGGCAGCAUGAUGUUUUCGUCAGUUGUUUUCAGAUCUUCAAUAAGGAUCAUCAAGCCUCUGUUUUUUAUAUGAAGAAUAGAUAUUGUAAUUGUGCCUCCAUUACGUCUAAAAGUCAGGUAUCGGAAAACUGUCAUUGGCAUAUCUCUGUCAUGAUGGAAGAUUGGUUAGACAGAAAAAGGACCUCUGGUUAUGUAUGACAUGAUGCGAGGCACAUAUCUCUGAAUGAAGCGCAACAAGAAUUGACAUCCUCUAAUGCUAACUGUUGACCAUUCUUCUCUGAAGUAUCAG